UGAGUGCUCCACCAGCCACUGUGGGCACAGAUGGAUCUGCCAACCACACGCACAGGACCUUGAGAGGCUGCUCGGGCCUUGAAAUGAUUCUUCUUACAAGGAUUUUCCUUCUUCCUCAAGGGAAAGAAAACCCAUUGAUAUAAAACCCCACUUGCCUUCCGGCUUCCCCUGCUAACUGCCACUCCAACAGAGACGGAGUGUGGGCAAAUACAGGAGAAAGAAAAAAUCCCAAUGCAUGCCGAGCCACCUCCGGCAGUCUACGUGCUCACCAUCAAGGGACACAAGUGCAGCAGAUGCUGACUCAGCCCAUGCCAUUAAGAGUUACAAAGCAAGAAGAAAUUUGGAAGCUAUGCGUAGGGCGCACAGGCCUCCACCAGGGCAGCACAGGCACUGUGACAGAUGCUUCAACCGUCACUGCCACAUGCCUGUGGAGCCUGGUGUCUCCUGCCUGGUGAUAAACUGCCACCUGUCCUGCGGCGCUACCUUCCACAUGUGCAAAGAAGCAGAGCACGAGCUCCUGUGCCCUUUAGAGCAGGUUCCGUGCCUCAACUCCGAAUCUGGCUGCCCCCUUUCCAUUUCCCGCCACAAGCUGGCCAAGCACCUGCAAGUGUGCCCCGCCAGCGUGGUCUGCUGCUCGAUGGAGUGGAACCGCUGGCCAAACGUGGACUCUGAAACAGCCCUUCACGAGAACAUCAUGAAAGAGACCCCCAAUGAGGAGUGCUUGGACACAGCCCUGGCCCUCCAAGACCAGAAGGUCCUCUUUAGAUCUCUGAAAAUGGUAGAACUUUUCCCAGAAGCUAGAGAACCCAUGGAAGAGGAACCUACCAUGAAUGGUGAAGCCAGCUGGAAGGAAAUGGAAGGAGCGGUGGGCGGGGCAGAUGCUGGUUUGGUAACAAGCGGCUCUCUGUCAACCACCAACGGAGAGGUGGCAGAGCUGAGCCAAGAAGAACGAGAGGUAUUAGCCAAAACCAAAGAAGGGAUGGACCUAGCCAAGUUUGACAAGUGGGAAAAUAUGUUCAGCAAAGAGCACGCGGCCUCUGCUUUAAUGAGCUCAUCAGUGAGCAGUGAGGGCACGAGCAGGGACGGCCCAGAGAUAGAACAGAUUUCCAGCAGCAACAACACAGUAGAAGAGAGCGCUGCCAAAGGGAAAGAGACACAGGAAGACCAGAAGCAGCGGGACUUUCAUGCAGCCAUAGAAAAGUCAGGGCUUGCCCCUUGGCAGGAUGGUGUUCUGGAAAGACUGAAAACAGCUAUGGAUGCAAAGGACUAUAAUAUGUACCUGGUGCACAAUGGGAGGAUGCUUAUUCACUUUGGUCAGUUGCCUGCUUGUACACCUAAAGAGAGAGACUUUGUUUAUGGCAAACUUGAGGCUCAGGAAGUGAAGACGGUUUACACCUUCAAAGUUCCCGUGAGCUACUGCUGGAAGCGGGCUCACCUCAGAGACACCUUGUCGAGUUGUAGGCCAAGUGAACACAAGGCAGUAGAUACUUUGGAUUUAGGGAUCACUGUGGAGGACCUGCCCAAAUCAGAUCUCAUCAAGACCACCCUGUUGUGUGCUCUGGAAAGAGAACUCAAAGGUCAUGUCAUCUCUGAAUCCAGGAGCAUUGAUGGGCUGUUCAUGGAUUUUGCUACACAGACAUACAGUUUUGAGCCAGAAGAAUUUUCCUCCAGGACGGUGCUGGCUGACCUUCUAACCACUGCCAACCUGAAUGGGCUCCAUAUGGAGCUCCACAGUGAGUGUGUGACCAGGAGACACAACAAGAGCAGUUCUGCCUUUACUUUCACUUGCAACAAAUUCUUCAGGAGGGAUGAAUUCCCCCUACAUUUCAAGAAUGUCCACACAGACAUUCAGUCAUGUCUCAAUGGUUGGUUCCAGCACCGAUGCCCCCUUGCCUACUUGGGAUGUACCUUUAUUCAAAACCAUUUCUGUCCCCCAGGGCAAAAGGCAAAAGUAAUCUAUAGUCAGGAGCUCAAGACCUUUGCCAUCAAGCCGGAGGUUGCUUCAGAGCUGAGUGAGGGAGGGAACAGCCAUCUCUCAGGCCGUGAAGGAAAAAGCCAGAAUUCUCUAACCAGCCUGCCCCUGGAGGUUUUGCAGUACAUUGCUGGGUUCUUAGACAGCGUCAGCCUAUCCCAGCUCUCCCAGGUGUCCGUGCUGAUGAGGAAUAUCUGUGCCACUUUGUUACAAGAGAGAGGGAUGGUCCUCCUGCAGUGGAAGAAGAAGAGGUAUUCCCAUGGAGGCACCUCGUGGAGAGUUCACAGAAAGAUCUGGCAGUUCAGCAGCCUCUUCUCCAAAAUCAAGAGCUGGGAGUUUAAUGAAGUUGCCUCCAUGUCUGAGCACCUGAAGUCCUGUCCUUUCAACGUUGUAGAACACAAGACUGACCCGAUUCUUUUGACCAGCAUGUGUCAGCCCCGUGAGCAGGCCUGAGAGACUUUAGUCACCACCUUUAAAGCCAGACCAAGAGGAAGACACACCUACUAAAGGCUCAGAAGCCACCAUUCUUGGAUUCCCACUCAGGGUUACUGAAAGUUCGACAGAGUUUGGUUUUGAGGACUUCCUUCUGUAAACUGCAAAUGUGCUUAUCUGGGUGUUUUGGAACAUGCAAUGUCCUUCAAAACCUGAGCAGCUGCACAAGGUCGAAGAAUUUCCUAAGCCACGGCUUGUAUAACUGCUAUAGUGCCAUACUGAUAACUUAUUCCCCCCCCCGCCACCACUUUUUUUCUAAAAUAAAUCAGUCUGUGAAGUAUUUUAAAUAGGUGACUUGAGGCCAUUUGGAAGAUGAGUCCAAGUCCUUAGGAGAUGAGAGAGCCGUGAAAUUCCAUAACCAGCACAGGCCUGUGCUUUUGUGGAGAGCUUUUCAGUUUAUAAGCACUUUCAAUGAUAUGGAGUAGGCAUUGUAGGGAUGGGGACUGACAUGCCUCCCAGGGCACCCAGGGUGAAGGGCACAGUUUGAAGUUUCUGGACCUGGGGUUGUCUUGACAGUCAAGUCCAGGGCUUUUUUUAGUUGCCCCACUGCCUCUAAGCCCAGACAGUCCAAACAGCCUGAAAGAAUAGAGACCUAGGCUAAGCACAACAGCCUCGAGGACACCAAAGGCCACAGGAUGAGAGGUGGAAAUGAGGUCCUAGAAUGAGAUUGUUGUGUAGAAUCUUGGCAACAUAUAGAAGGACAGCCUUGGAAAAUGAAGAAGAAUCCAGAGGAGAUAUUAUAUUUAUGGAGAAAAUUAGGACCAAAAGCCAGAGCCUACUUUCAAACAUUUUAAUAGUGAUUUGAGAGUCAAGGUUCUUUUCCUCUGAAAAUUAUAUUAUCCGUCUGGAUUAAGGAGACCACAGGCAUGGGCCAGCACCACCCUGGGCUAAGUGAAAUGAUCACGAGACACUAACACCAACUUCAGUGUCAUGUCAGAAUGCACAGGGUAGCCCAAGGAGACCUCGUAUCUGGAAAAGUCCAGACAAGGCCCACUGCAGCUCCUGUGGUACCAGUCGCCAGGUCCUAGACAUCACUUGAGUACCCCAUCGGGAAUCUUGAGAAGGAAGACAUCUGAACAUAGUGAUUCCCUAUAAUUGCUCUUACCUAUUGCUGGCCAUGACUGCAUUCUGUCAAAAAUGUGUGACACUUCUGGGUUUUGGUAACAAAUAGUUAAAACUUAUGAGAACAAAAGUAAAAUAAAAAUACACAAUAGAUACUGGCAUCCCCUAAAGCAGGGUUUCAUGGAACUACUGACAUUUUAGACUGGAUAAUUCUUUGUCAUAAGGGACUGUCCUAUGUGUUGUAGGAUGUUUAGCAACAUCCUUGACCUCUAUCCAAUAGAUACCAGUAGCACCCCUACAGCUAUAACAACCAAAAAUGUCUCCAGACAUUGCUAAAAAUCCUCUGGGAGCAAAACCACUCCUGGUUGAGAACAACUGCCCUAAAGAAUGACAUGCCAAUGGCAGUAAAUUAGGAUAAGCUUUUUAGUACAGCAAAUUCUUAUCUCACAUAGUUAUCUACAAUGGUCAUGAUUUCAUGUAGCUCUUCUUUCUUUACCAAAUAGGUUUUAGACACAUGAUGAUUUUAAGUUGGGAACCAAAUGGAGCUGGUUUGUUUGGUGUGGCUUCACGUCCUUGGGUCACAGUGCAAAAAGUAUAUCCUAUCAGCUCUCCAGGUAUAGCUAAAGCCAGGAAGGUUGAGCUAUUUAUCUUAACCCUAACUGUAACUCUCACCCUAGCCCUAGCCCUAACCUUAACCCUCUCUCCUUAAUCGAUGCCGUUUUCCUAGCAGUCCUCAGCAAGUGAGAAAGAAGGGAAAAGGAGGAUGGGCAUUGUGGGGAAGCAGAGAACAAAGAAUUUAACCAACAACAAGAAAAAAGAGUCUAGUCAAUAUGAAUGUUUGUUAUUGCCUGGGUUUCCCUCUGAACAUGGUCCAGAGCUGGUAUAGAUGAAGUAGAUGACACCCCUGAGAAGAGUCAAGAAGGCAUUAGAGCAAAUCCCAGAGUAGAAGUAUGCUUAUCUUCCAUUAUAAUGUGCCACUUGGGACUAUUCAGUAACGUAACUCUAUUUUUCCUAAUCCUUAUUGUUUGGUUUAUAUUUCACAUUUGUAUAUAAGGCGCCAUUUUCUAAAAAAUAUAACUAGAGUGUGAGCUAAGAUUUUAUUCAGUGAAGAUGAAUAACUGCGACAGCUAAGCAGUGAAGUGGGAGAAAAGGAACCGAUCCAGGGUUCAGUUCCGUGUGUUUUGAAUCUAGUCCUUCCUAUAUGGAGGAUGAAGUUUCUGAAAAUCCAUUUUGGGUUUCUUAUUUUAUUAGAAAAAGAAAGCAAGGGGAGCUGUAGACUAAGGGAGGUGAAAAUCUGGGGCUACCGUGAGCUGGAUGAGAAGUACAGAGAAAGGAAGAGAGCAGAGGGCUCUUCCUUGACACUCUGGGCAGCCCAGGGUUCGGGAGGGCAUUCAGGAGACUAACCGCACUGCUCUGUGGGCCCCACCCUUCCAGGCACACUUUACUUUCCCAGCUGCUGCCUUCAGCACAAUACUGAGCUGAUCAACAUCAUCAAACGCAUUUUACAAGGUAUCUGAUUGUAUAUGUCGCAGGAAACCAGAGUAUUGCAGGUAUCCACUGGCCUACACAAUCAAGCACAUUUUAUGGUGAGAGGGCAAUUGGAGAAAAAGGGAAGCCUUUUAGAGAGACGGUGGAGUAGACAGAUGAUUUGAUCAGUGGGAUGAAGCUGUAGUGAGCAGCACGUGCAGCAAGCAUCAUCUGAGAGAGGCAAGACGGCUAGACACGGCUUCAGAUUAAGAAGCAGCUAAGGAGAGUGAAAGGGGACUGUGGACCCAAGAACAGGAGCCUGGACAGGGAGGUGUCUGUGAGCAGAGCCCUUGAAGAGAAUCACCGCCAAGAAAGUCAGUCCAAGUAGAGAUCAGCCGAAUGUGGAGGGCGAGGUCUAUAGAACUGAGGCAGAAAGGACUUUAUUGCCUUAAUAAUAUAAGGAUCUGGAAAAGAAGUUUCUGUCUUAUAAUGAAGGGAAAAGUGAAAAGCAAGGUGGAACUUGGAUGUAAGAAUAAAACCACUGCAAAAGUCUGAUCUAUGUGUGAUGUCAGAUCAAACUGAAGUGAAGAAUGAGAUUGUGUAUAUCUAGUGUGACUUACCUCUACACACUGGAAACCCCAAUGUCUCUAUAGGCAGAAAUAAAAGCUGCUUUUCACUCUGAAA
Molecule: messenger RNA, 5677 nt
Organism: Balaenoptera ricei (Rice's whale)
Lineage: Eukaryota; Metazoa; Chordata; Mammalia; Artiodactyla; Balaenopteridae
Gene: FBXO40
Product: F-box protein 40
Exons: 5
Coding region: 236-2425 (729 amino acids)
Cellular component (GO): cytoplasm
Molecular function (GO): ubiquitin protein ligase activity; zinc ion binding; protein binding
Source: RefSeq, a predicted model, not a curated record